Molecule: messenger RNA, 2274 nt
Organism: Spodoptera frugiperda (fall armyworm)
Lineage: Eukaryota; Metazoa; Arthropoda; Insecta; Lepidoptera; Noctuidae
Exons: 2
Coding region: 121-2046 (641 amino acids)
Source: RefSeq, a predicted model, not a curated record
UAAAAUUUGAAUUGCAUAAAGAAUCUCCUAGGAUUAGAUACCAGUUUUACUAAGAUGGUAUAAAAGUGAAUGCACACGUGAUCUCGAUGUUAUUUUGUUAUCAAUAGUAUCUGAGCAAACAUGUUUAGACAGUUCGUGAUACUUCUGUACGCCGGGUACGUGUGUGGUAUCAGUUUGAAUCCUGGAUCUCAAAAUGGACCGGCAUCACCAUCCCCUGCUGCAGACACUUCUCCAGGACAGGAUCAUCUCGCAGUACCUUCUGACACUUCCUACAAUUCAGUGACACCACCAUCAACCUCGUAUUUACCUACACCGUCUCUAGCCUUCGAAUUGAAACCGGCCGUAGUGGAUAAUAUUGUUGAGAAAUUCCCGAGCAGAAACGUACCCGUGCAAUCUUAUGGAGCACCUGGAGGACAGCAAAAACCUGUUACGUUUACAGCGUCUGUGGCCUCGGAUCCUUCUUCUCCCGAAUAUAGUAAUAUUCUUGAAAGGUAUGCGCCCUCUGUGCCCCCAAUACAGCCAUACUUCGCAGUUCCUCUUUCGGCUAAAACUGUAUCGGUUGGUUUUGAUCAAAGUAACGGCCAAGUUCAAGGUAACGCACAAGCUGGAUACGGCCAGAUUUCCAGACCUUAUUUUGUUUAUAACAACGUUGGCCAAGCUCAAGCUGGAUAUGCCCAAAAUGUCCCUGUACUUGUAUACCAACAAGCUGGCCAAGCCCAAAGCAACGCGCAAGCAGGAUACGGCCAGAAUGUCAGACCUGCUCUAGCAUACAAUGCUGGCCAAGCUCAAGGCCAAGCGCAAGCUGGACAUACCCAGAAUGCCGGACAUGGACUGGUAUAUAGUAACGCUGGCCAAGCGCAAGCUGGAUAUGCCCAGAAUGCCGGACCUGCUCUAGCAUACAAUAAUGCUGGCCAAGCUCAAGGUCAAGCGCAAUCUGGACACACCCAGAAUGCCGGACAUGGACUAGUAUACAGUAACGCUGGCCAAGCACAAGGUCAAGUGCAAUCUGGAUAUGCCCAGAAUGCUGGACCUGCACUGGCAUACAAUAACGCUGGCCAAGCGCAAGCUGGACAUACCCAGAAUGCCGGACAUGGACUGGUAUACAGUAACGCUGGCCAAGCUCAAGGUCAAGCGCAAAUUAGAUAUGCCCAGAAUGCUGGACCUGCACUGGCAUACAAUAACGUUGGCCAAGCUCAAGGUCAAGCGCAAUCUGGACAUACCCAGAAUGCCGGACAUGGACUGGUAUACAGUAACGCUGGCCAAGCGCAAGGUCAAGCGCAAAUUAGAUAUGCCCAGAAUGCCAGAACUGUAUCAAUGUACAAUAAUGCUGCCCAACAAAGCCCACAGCAACUAGUUCCCUAUACAGUAAACAAAGCAACACUUGAGUCUUACGGAUCAGUUAAUGCUCACCCUCCUACUCUUCAACGUAAUGAACAACUUGCUCAAGCGGUCGCUUACGCCGCCAACUAUAAUUCUGGUGCCGAAAGGCAAUAUCAAUUAGUUCCCUAUUCUGUGAAUAAUGCGAAUGUCCAGUCUCAAUCUGCUGCUGUGUCUACGUACCAAGUGAAUCGUGGUCAGGCUGUCAAUCCUCCCCAAGGGCAGUACGUUCCUCAACCAAACCUUGCUUACGCUGUUAAUCCCGUUGUUCCUGUACCAGUCGUGCCUCCUGUAGCUGUACCAGUUCUUUCAGUUGCACCAAAGAAAGUUGCAAUUGAAGCGUAUAGUACUGUUACCAAUCAUGGUGCACCAGCUCCUAAAUACGCUCCAGCUCCUAUACCAGUUCCAGUGAUCUUCCAACAAUUGGAGCCGAGUGUUCAACCUGUCGCUGUUUUGGCUAAAGCUCCCGCUGCUACAUUAGUGCAAGUACCAGUUAGUGGUCAACCUAUUCCUUUGUCGGCUAUUGCUCCUGGUACGGGGGUGCGCUACCAGCCUGUGUCUGUUUCUGGGGGACAAGAAGGUGGUUAUGGCAAAGCUUUAGUAUUCUCUCCCGCAUCAGAAGUUUCCCGUGUUACCUUCAACGGUUUGGGGGUCUCCUACGGUUGGUAGAAUACUUCUCUGCGUACUACCCAGCGGGUUUACCGGGGAUCCGGCCCAAAGGGCAGAAGUAGGAACGGGGUGGUUUUUAGUCAGUAAGAGUCUGAUACUCCCUCUCGUCUCUCCCAAGGCGGGAGAAGUCAUUGGAUGAUUUUCCCCCUUAAAAAAAGUGUAAAAAUAACGUUAGAAUAAUAAUUUAUUGUGAUAUAACGUUUUGUUAAUAAAUGCAGGUUAUGUAAA